Molecule: messenger RNA, 2662 nt
Organism: Trichomycterus rosablanca
Lineage: Eukaryota; Metazoa; Chordata; Actinopteri; Siluriformes; Trichomycteridae
Gene: lmf2b
Product: lipase maturation factor 2b
Exons: 14
Coding region: 69-2189 (706 amino acids)
Biological process (GO): protein maturation
Cellular component (GO): endoplasmic reticulum membrane
Source: RefSeq, a predicted model, not a curated record
UGAGCUCUGUCUUCUGUAAUCAUAUCUCCUAAUAUUCGCCUUUAGUUUCAACAGGAAACUUCUGCAGGAUGGGGGAGAUUGGAGUUCCGAGAGAAAUGUUCCUGUGGAGUAUGGCGAUUAUUUAUUUAUUCGCUUUUGCAUCGCUCUACAUCCAGAUACCAGGUCUGUUCGGGGAUGAAGGGGUCGUACCUGUGCGACUCCAGAUGCCCCGGGAGGCGAUUCCUGUGGAGAAACAGUUGCUGGCUGCCCCAUCCCUCCUGUGGCUGGCGCCGUACUUGGGCAUUGGAGCUCAGCAGGGAAUGGAGCUCAUCUGUCUGCUAGGGGUGCUGCUGAGCCUAUUAGCAGUGUUGGUGGGUGUGUUCAGAGACAGCCUGGUGUACUUCUGCCUCUGGGCCCUUUAUCUCUCUCUCUACACGGUUGGGGGAGAUUUCCUUCAUUCUGAAUGGGACAAUCUAUUGUUGGAAGCUGGUUUUCUGGCCCUCCUGGUUGCUCCUUUCUUACGAAGAUCCUCCUCAACCCACGAUGCUGUGACCUUUUGGUUGGUGCGCUGGCUACUCUUCAGGCUUGUGUUUAGCACAGGUGUAAGCAAGCUAGCCAGCAAAGACCCAUCCUGGUGGGAUCUCACAGCAUUGAGUCGACAUUAUCAGACCCAGGAAAGCCCCACUCCACUGGCCUGGUAUGCCUACCAGCUUCCUAAUUGGCUGUUAAGGCUUGGUGCAGUUGGUGUACUGGCAGUGGAGAUUUCUGUUCCUCUACUGAUGUUCUUAAUUCCUGUGCAUGGCUUGAGAAGCGGUGCUUUUUGCAUUCAGGUUUUCACGCAACUGUGUGCAAUUCUUCUGGGUGGCUGCAACAUCUUCAACCUGCUUACCAUCGCACUGAGUUUCUCUCUGCUGGAUGAUGAGCAUUCUGCCUGCUGCACAGCCCUCAAGAAAAAAGCCAAGACUAGGACUUGGGGCCAGUUUUUUGUUUCGGCUCUGACAUUCCUCUUCAGGCUUGCCAUCUACCUGCUGAUUAUCUUCGGUGCAAUGAAGUUUUUUAAACUGGAGUUCAACUGGGAAAAGAAGAUUGUGACAUCAAAAACAACCUUUACAGAAAACCAAUUCGAUGAGUUCAUGAGGAACAUCCAGGCUCCUACCGUUUGGAUGGGAGUGCUCUCUCUGACUUGGGAAGUGGUAGCUGCUAUGCUCAAAUGUUUGUAUGCUCGAGGCAUUUUAGGCAAGCUGUGGGCGCUUAUUCAAUGGGUCAUUUUCUCUGCUGCAGCCGUGGGUGUUUUAACGCUCAGUGUCGUUCCAUACACUGCCCUGACAGGAACCACCAGUAACAUUUUACCGGAGGUGAGACUGGCCUACAGUGUGGUGGAAAAGUAUCAACUAGUCAGUUCAUAUGGCACUCAGCACAGAACGAUCCCUCCUGCCGGAAGGCCUGAAAUCAUCAUUGAAGGCAGUGAUGAUAAAAAAACAUGGACGGAACUGAACUUCAUGUAUAAGCCCGGCAGUGUGAGUGGGGCUCCUGUAGUUCUCGGUCCACACGAGCCUCGGUUAGAAGAGCUGCUGUGGGAAGCUGCUCGUGGAGGACACGACCAAAGCCCCUGGUUUACAGGCCUGAUACAGCGCCUGCUGGAGGGCAAAGAGGAUGUGGAGAGUCUAGUGCAGGUGGAUGAAGCUCAGUAUCCUUUCAGCUCCACUCCACCGGAAUUUGUUAGAGCCAAGGUUUACCACUACCAUUUUACCCGCACUGCUGAAGAUGGAACUCAGCCGAAGGCCUGGUGGAAAAGGGAGUUUGUGAGGGACUUCUUUCCCACAGUGCACUUGGGUGAUUCUGUACUUACUACGCUGCUGAAUGAGGCUGGACUAAAGAAGACGUUCCCAGUCCAGCCCAGUUCAGACACACAACUGUCCCAGGCUCUGAGUGUACUGCAGGGCCAUGCAAAGGGUCUGUCUGGACCCAUGCUGAUUUUAAGCUUGCUCGCUGCUGUGGCUUCUAUACUUCUUCUCAAAGUUCUCUUCUCAUGGACCGGGAGCAGUAAAGGUACAAAGCCAAAAACGGUUUCAUCUGAACAGAAAAGAAAACCCAAAGCGGCCGCCGAUGCCUCAGGGAAAAGCCAUGCAGCUUCCAGUCGAGGAGGCAAAAAGGACAACUCAGAGGAGAGGAAGCUGGACUCUGACAGAAGUCCCCGCAAGAGAAAGUAAAAGCCUGAACAGCACUUUUGGCCAUCCUCUAUCUCUGGAAAGAAGCAAUAGGGGGAGCAUUUAGUCUCAGGUGUGUGCUGACUUCAGUGGCUGUCUAAAUUCUGUAGAUUAUUCCUCUAAACCCCUUCAAUUUAUUUGGUUGACCAAAAGCAGACUAGCAUCAUCUGUUCAAUAACAGAGCCACUAGGUCUCUUAGCGAUGAAAUGUGCCAGGGCCUUUAAAUAAUCACUUAAAAUCUUAAAAACUGGGUGUAAUGUUUAUUAUGUGUAAGGACUCAAAUAAUAUAAUAUUUUCCGGUAAGCCUGUGUAUUUAACAUCACAAAUAGCUGCAGGAUUUGAUUGUAAUAAGCUGAAUGAAUUUUUUGGAAUUUAGGCUUGUUACUAGUUUAACUCCUCAAAAGGGAGUAAUGUUAAGAUGUGUAUUUUCAUCCCAUGAUGUAAACAGUUAAGAAUUAUAAAGUGUCUUUCAUAAA